GUUAAAUUGUUUGUUUAGAAAGAAGGGCUCCUCUUUAAGACCCACCACAAAUAGCGGCUGAUCCCUCGGACCCAAGCCCUCCCACCUUCAAAGGAACCAUAUAUUGCCUCUCAAUCCAUCUCUUCUUUCACACUCUCUCCUCUGUUUCUUAGUUACAAAGCUAAGUCACAACUUUUUUGUUGAUACAUUAAUGGAGGAGCGCAAUGAAGGUGAAAAAGGCGAGGAGCUAAUGCUGCCUGGCUUCCGUUUUCACCCAACCGACGAAGAGCUUGUUGGGUUUUACCUCAAAAGAAAGGUUCAACAAAGGCCUCUUCUCAUAGAACUCAUCAAGCAAAUUGACAUUUACAAAUAUGAUCCAUGGGAUCUUCCAAAGUUGGGUGGUAGUGGAGAAAAAGAGUGGUAUUUCUACUGCCCUAGAGAUAGAAAAUACAGGAACAGUGCUAGACCCAACCGUGUCACUGGAGCUGGGUUCUGGAAGGCCACUGGAACUGACCGCCCCAUUUACUCCUCUGAUGGAACCAAGUGCAUUGGGUUGAAGAAAUCACUUGUUUUCUAUAAAGGCAGAGCUGCUAAAGGUGUCAAAACUGACUGGAUGAUGCAUGAGUUUCGUCUCCCUUCCCUCACUCAUCCUUCUCCAACUAAGAGAUUAGUUGAUAAAACCAUUCCCCCAAAUGAUUCAUGGGCAAUAUGUAGGAUAUUCAAGAAAACAAACUCCACAGCUCAAAGGGCUCUAUCUCUAUCUUCUAAUAUCCCACCUUUAUCUGACAAUGCUUUCACCAAAAAUGACACAUUUUCCCCCACAAAACCCACUUUGCCCUCCUUUGAAACCCUAACCCAAUCUUCCAUUUCCAACGCUUACCCUUUUGACUUUGUUGCUUCAUGUAAGCCAUUCAACACUCAAACAACCAAUACAUUCGCUCAUCUCCCCAUUUUGGCUGAGCCAUCACCCAACGCCACAGAGCAAGACAAAUCCAGAGUGGACCUCUCUUCCAUUUUGCUAAACAUGUCAUCAUCAGUGCUUGGAGAUUUUGGCAUGAAGCCCAUUGCAGACACCAUAGAUUUGCAUGCAAAUCAGCAGUUCAUAAACAAUUAUCCACAACCCUUUUCACAUGAGAUGCAAGCAGGUGGUGACCAGUUUGGGGCCAUGAUGAGAUCCAGUGUUGGGUGUCCUUUUGUAUGGGAUUCUUCUUCUUCUUCAUGCCCUAGUGAAGUAUCCACCACCACUAAUUGCUAUACCUGAUGGAUUCAAGAACUGGUUUUGAUUAGUAUCAUUAUUGUUUAGGAGCUUAUAUUAAUGUAGUUAGUUAGGGUAGAAUUAGGGUUUAGUUUUGAGUUGUGUUGUGUUUGUAAAAGGUGUUUGCAUCAAUAUGGGAAGCUUUUGUUUAUAAAACUUGAGGCUUCUGCGGUACACCAAGUUGAUGAGAGCCUUAUUGUCUUCUCACCAUCACAU
Messenger RNA from Cucurbita moschata (crookneck pumpkin), 1450 nucleotides. Its product is annotated as protein FEZ-like. The record is from RefSeq and is a predicted model, not a curated record. Gene Ontology annotation, biological process: regulation of DNA-templated transcription. The transcript is spliced from 3 exons. The coding region runs from base 191 to 1240 and encodes 349 amino acids. Lineage: Eukaryota; Viridiplantae; Streptophyta; Magnoliopsida; Cucurbitales; Cucurbitaceae. Gene Ontology annotation, molecular function: DNA binding.